Molecule: messenger RNA, 6206 nt
Organism: Pollicipes pollicipes
Lineage: Eukaryota; Metazoa; Arthropoda; Thecostraca; Pollicipedomorpha; Pollicipedidae
Product: putative U5 small nuclear ribonucleoprotein 200 kDa helicase
Biological process (GO): resolution of meiotic recombination intermediates
Cellular component (GO): nucleus
Molecular function (GO): DNA helicase activity; ATP binding; ATP hydrolysis activity
Source: RefSeq, a predicted model, not a curated record
CGGCGCUGGUUGGUGUUUAGGGUCUCAAGAGUGCCCGGUGAAUCUUUUCACCAUUUAGUACAUAGCGGGCUGUUGGCGUUCUGUAUGAAGACGAAUAGCGGUAUCUGAAUUGAAAAGUAUUUUGGCUUUGUGUGGAAUAAGAGCGGACCACACAAAGAAAAAUGGCUGAUGCUACUGCUCGCUCUCUUCAGUAUGAGUACAAGGCGAAUUCCAACCUUGUCCUGCAAACUGACUUGCGUUUGGUGGAGCGACGAGGUCGAGAUGAGGCCACCGGUGAGGUUGUCUCCCUAGUUGGAAAGCUGGAGGGCACCCGCAUGGGUGACAGAGCUCAAAAGAACAAGCCACAGAAGACAGAUGAACGCAAAGUCAAGCGUCAGAAGCGCGAUGAGGCACAGCACGACUUUACCAAGAUGCGCGGCACCACACUGCUGUCAGAGGGUGUGGAGGAGAUGGUGGGCAUUUACUACCGGCCCAAGACACAGGAGACGCGCCACACCUACGAGGUGCUGCUCAGCUUCAUCCAGGAGGCCAUUGGCGAUCAGCCCCGAGAUGUGCUAUGCGGCGCCGCCGACGAGGUGCUGACAGUGCUCAAGAACGAUCGCAUGAAGGACAAGGAGCGGAAGAAGGAAACCGAGGGCCUGCUGGGCCCGCUGGCCGAGGAGCGGUUUGCUCUGCUGGUCAACCUCGGCAAGAAGAUCACCGACUUCGGCACCGAGGUCAAGUCCACCGCCGCAGCCGACCAGCUGGACGACACGUACGGCGUCAACGUCCAGUUUGAGGAGUCCGAGGACGAGGGUGACAACGAGGACGUGUACGGAGAGGUGCGGGAAGACGACGACGACGAGGAGGGCGAGGAGUCCAAGGCCAACACGGCCAUCUCGGCCACCAACUUGCAAGGAGGAGACGAGUCUCUGAUGAAGAAAGAGAAGGCGCUUCAUCCACAGGACAUUGACGCUCACUGGCUUCAGCGGCAGCUGUCCAGGUACUAUACGGACCCGUUCGUGUCGCAAGCCAAGUCGCGAGAGGUGAUGGAGGUGCUGCAGUCGGCCGAGGACGACCGCGAGGCCGAGAACAAGCUGGUCAUCCUGCUCGGCUACGACGCGUUCGACUUUAUUCGCACGCUAAAGAAGCACCGCCAGAUGAUCCUGCACUGCACCUUGCUGGCAUCAGCGCAGUCCGACCAGGAGCGGCGCGAGCUGCGCGACCGCAUGGAGGCCGAACCGCAGCUGCGCAAGAUCCUCCGGCUGCUAGACAACGCCGUGCGCGAGGAGCUGGAGGCGGCAGAGCAGGGGGAGGAACGGGCCGCCGGCGGCGCCGACCGCCGCCAGCCGCAGCAGGAGGCCAUGGAGGUGGACGGCGAGCUCAGUCAGGUGGCCGGGCCGCGGGAGACACUGGACCUGGACGACCUGGUCUUCUCUAAUGGCAGCCACUUCAUGUCCAACAAGAAGUGCCACCUGCCCGACGGCUCAUUCCGCAAACAGCGCAAAGGCUACGAGGAGGUGCACGUGCCGGCGCUGAAGCCCAAGCCAUUCGAGCCGGACGAGCAGCUGGUGCCCAUCCGCGAGCUGCCUAAAUACGCCCAGCCGGCUUUCGACGGUUUCAAGUCGCUGAACCGCAUCCAGAGCCGGCUGUACCAGGCCUCGCUGCACUCGGACGACAACCUGCUGCUGUGCGCCCCCACCGGCGCCGGCAAGACCAACGUCGCCCUCCUCACCAUGAUGCGCGAGAUCGGCAAGCACAUCAACGAGGACGGCUCCAUCCGCGCCGACCAGUUCAAAAUCAUCUACAUCGCGCCCAUGCGCUCGCUCGUGCAGGAGAUGGUCGGCAACUUCAGCAAGCGCCUGGCGGCGUACAACAUCACCGUCUCCGAGCUGACGGGCGACCACCAGCUGUCACGCGACCAGAUCGUCAGCACCCAGAUCAUCGUGUGCACGCCCGAGAAGUGGGACAUCAUCACCAGAAAGGGCGGCGAGCGCACGUUCACCCAGCUCGUCCGGCUCAUGAUCUUUGACGAGAUCCACCUGCUGCACGACGAGCGCGGCCCGGUGCUGGAGGCGCUGGUGGCGCGCACCAUCCGCAACAUGGAGCUGACGCAGGACCAGGUGCGCCUGGUCGGCCUCUCCGCCACGCUGCCCAACUACCACGACGUGGCCAUGUUCCUGCGCGUCAAGCCGGAGACGGGCCUGUUCUACUUCGACAACUCGUUCCGCCCCGUGCCGCUGGAGCAACAGUACAUCGGCGUCACCGAGAAGAAGGCGAUCAAACGCUUCCAGGUCAUGAACGAGAUCGUCUACGAGAAGGUCAUGGAGCACGCCGGCAAGAACCAGGUGCUCAUUUUCGUGCACUCGCGCAAGGAGACGGGCAAGACGGCGCGCGCCGUGCGUGACAUGUGCCUUGAGAAGGACACGCUGGGGCAGUUCCUGCGCGAGGGCUCCGCCUCCACCGAGGUGUUGCGCACAGAGGCGGAACAGGUGAAGAACAUCGAGCUGAAGGACCUGCUGCCGUACGGCUUCGCCAUCCACCACGCCGGCAUGACGCGCGUCGACCGCACGCUCGUGGAGGACCUGUUCGCUGAUCGGCACAUCCAGGUGCUGGUGUCGACGGCCACGCUGGCCUGGGGCGUCAACCUGCCGGCGCACACGGUCAUCAUCAAGGGCACCCAGGUGUACAACCCGGAGAAGGGCCGCUGGACCGAGCUGGGCGCGCUGGACGUGCUCCAGAUGCUGGGCCGCGCCGGUCGGCCCCAGUACGACACCAAGGGCGAGGGCAUCCUCAUCACCAACCACUCGGAGCUGCAGUACUACCUCUCGCUGCUCAACCAGCAGCUGCCUGUCGAGUCUCAGAUGGUGUCUCGGCUGUCAGAUACGCUGAACGCCGAGAUUGUACUGGGCACGGUCAAAAACGUGCGCGACGCGGUCAACUGGCUGGGCUACACGUAUCUCUACGUGCGCAUGCUGCGCUCGCCGGCGCUGUACGGCGUGCAGCACGACUCCGUGGAGUCCGACCAGCUGAUGGAGGGCCGCCGCGCCGACCUGGUGCACACGGCGGCGCUGGCGCUCGACAAGUCCGGCCUGGUCAAGUACGAGCGCAAGACCGGCCAGCUGCAGGUGACGGAGCUGGGCCGCAUCGCGAGCCACUACUACCUGACGCACCAGACGGUGCAGACCUACAACCAGCUGCUGAAGCCCAGCCUCUCCGAGAUCGAGCUGUUCCGCGUGUUCUCCCUGUCCGGCGAGUUCCGCAACGUCGGCGUCCGGGAGGAGGAGAAACUGGAGCUGCAGAAGCUGAUGGAGCGCGUGCCCGUGCCCAUCAAGGAGAGCAUCGAGGAGCCCAGCGCCAAGAUCAACAUCCUGCUGCAGGCGUACAUUUCGCAGCUGAAGCUGGACGGCUUCGCGCUGAUGGCCGACAUGGUCUACGUCACCCAGUCGGCCGGCCGGCUCAUGCGCGCCAUCUACGAGAUCGUUCUGAGUCGGGGCUGGGCGCAGCUGGCUGAGAAGACGCUCAGCCUGUGCAAGAUGGCAGACAAGCGGAUGUGGCAGUCGAUGUCGCCGCUGAGGCAGUUCAAGAAGAUCCCCGAGGAGGUGGUCAGGAAGAUCGAGAAGAAGAGCUUCCCGUUCGAGAGACUGUACGACCUGGGCCCCAACGAGAUCGGAGAGCUGAUCCGCGCGCCCAAGAUGGGCAAGCUGAUCCACAAGUACGUGCACCAGUUCCCCAAGCUGGAGCUGGCCACGCACAUCCAGCCCAUCACCAGGCAGACGCUGAAGGUGGAGCUGACCAUCACGCCAGACUUCCAGUGGGACGAGAAGGUGCACGGCAAGGCUGAGGCCUUCUGGAUCCAGGUGCUGGACGUGGACGCCGAGAUCCUGCUGCACCACGAGUACUUCUUGCUGAAGCAGAAGUUCGCACAGGAUGAGCACGUCGUCAAAUUCUUCGUGCCCGUGUUCGAGCCGCUGCCGCCGCAGUACUUCAUCAAGGUGGUGUCGGACCGGUGGAUCGGCGCCGAGACGCACCUGGCCGUUUCGUUCCGGCACCUCAUCCUGCCGGAGAAGUACCCGCCGCCCACGGAGCUGCUCGACCUGCAGCCGCUGCCGGUGAACGCGCUGCGGAACCCGGCGCUGGAGGCGCUCUACAAGGAGCAGCUGCAGCAGUUCAACCCGAUUCAGACCCAGGUCUUCAAUUCGGUCUACAACUCGGACGACAACGUGUUUGUGGGCGCGCCCACCGGCUCUGGCAAGACGGUGAUCGCCGAGCUGGCCAUCCUCCGUCUGCUGAGCACUCAGCCGGAGCCGCGCUGCGUGUACGUCACGCCGCAGGACCAGCUGGCCGAGGCCGUGUACGCGCACUGGAAGGACAAGUUCGGCCGACGGCUCGGCAAGCGCGUGGAGCUGCUCACCGGCGAGACGGGCACCGAUCUCAAGAUGCUGGCCAAGGGCGCCAUCGUGGUGGCCACGCCCGAGCGCUGGGACGUGAUGUCGCGCCGCUGGAAGCAGCGCCGCAACGUGCAGGCCGUGCAGUUGUUCAUCGCGGACGAGCUGCAGCUGAUCGGCGGCGAGACGGGACCCGUGCUCGAGGUCGUCUGCAGCCGCAUGAGGUACAUCUCGUCCCAGCUGGAGAAACCGAUCCGCGUGGUGGCGCUCUCUUCGCCGCUGUCGAACGCCCGGGACGUGGCGCAGUGGCUGGGCUGCGCGCCGCAGAGCACCUUCAACUUCCACCCGAACGUGCGGCCUCUGCCGCUGGAGCUGCACAUCCAGGGCUUCAACAUCACCCACGCCGGCUCGCGCCUGCUGGCCAUGUCAAAGCCGGUGUACCACGCGCUGUGCCGGUACUCGCCGCUGAAGCCGGUGCUGGUGCUGGUGCCGUCGCGCAAGCAGUCGCGACUGACGGCUGUCGAGCUGUUGACGUUCGCCGCCGGCGACGGCCGCCCGGCGCGCUUCCUGCACGCGGAGCAGGCGGACGUGCAGCCGUUCAUCGAAGGCAUCGCCGACAAGACGCUGCGCGAGACGGUGGCGCAGGGCGUGGCGUACCUGCACGAGGGCCUGUCGGUGGGCGACCGGCACCUGGUGGAGCAGCUGUUCGACUCUGGCGCGCUGCAGGUGGCUGUCGUCUCGCGCUCGCUCGUCUGGUCCCUGUCCGUCUUCAGCCACCUGGUCAUCAUCAUGGACACGCAGUACUACGACGGCAAGACCCACUCGUACGAGGACUACCCGAUCACCGACGUGCUGCAGGCGGUCGGCAGGGCCAACCGCACACGCGACGACCACGACAGCAAGUGCGUGCUGCUCUGCCAGUCGUCGCGCAAGGACUUCUACAAGAAGUUCCUGUACGAACCGAUCCCGGUGGAGAGCCACCUGGACCACACGCUGCACGACCACUUCAACGCCGAGAUCGUCACCAAGACCAUCGAGAACAAGCAGGACGCCGUGGACUACCUCACCUGGACGUUCCUGUACCGGCGCAUGGCGCAGAACCCCAACUACUACAACCUGCAGGGCGUAACACACCGACACCUGUCGGAUCACCUGUCAGAGGUGGUGGAGAAGACGCUGUCCGACCUGGAGCAGAGCAAGUGCAUCACCGUGGAGGACGAGAUGGACUGCUCGCCGCUGAACCUGGGCAUGAUCGCCGCCUACUACUACAUCAACUACACCACCAUCGAGCUGUUCUCCAUGUCGCUCAACGCCAAGACGAAGAUCCGCGGCCUGAUGGAGAUCAUCGCGUCGGCGGCCGAGUACGCGGAGCUGCCGAUCCGGCACGGGGAGGACAGCCUGCUGGCCAGCCUGCACCAGCGGCUGCCCAACAAACUGCAGAAGCCUAGGUACAACGACCCACACACGAAGACCAACCUGCUUGUGCAGGCGCACUGCAGCCGGAUGCAGCUGUCGGCAGAGCUGCAGCAGGACACGGAGCUGAUCCUGCAGCGGGUGGUGCGCCUGAUCCAGGCCUGUGUCGACGUGCUCUCCUCUAACGGCUGGCUCUCGCCGGCGCUCGCCUCCAUGGAGCUGGCGCAGAUGUGCACGCAGGCGAUGUGGUCCAAGGACAGCUACCUGAAGCAGCUGCCGCACUUCACACCCGAGAUCAUCAAACGCUGCGAAGAGAAGGAGGUGACCACCGUGUUCGACAUCAUGGAGCUGGAGGACGAGGAUCGCAACAAACUGCUGCAGCUGGACGACAAGCAGAUGGCCGACGUGGCCCGCUUCCUGCAACAG